Molecule: messenger RNA, 2005 nt
Organism: Strongylocentrotus purpuratus (purple sea urchin)
Lineage: Eukaryota; Metazoa; Echinodermata; Echinoidea; Camarodonta; Strongylocentrotidae
Exons: 6
Coding region: 257-1171 (304 amino acids)
Source: RefSeq, a predicted model, not a curated record
UGGUCUUAUCGAAAUUCGUCUUCAGGAAAGGGCUGAUCAUUCAGAGAACGAGUACGAGAUUCCAGAACGUCGCAUAGAUCCCUUGUCCGGAUUCGAUAACCGUCUCUCUGGCUGCAGUACUUCGUCUGAAGAAUCCGAAGGAGGUGCUCUCAAGAAUCUUCACAUCUGUAAAGUACCAACAGAGAGCAGUUGGCCACCUAGUCCUACACCGUCAGAUGAGUCAGAGCCCGAAUGCUCAAAUACAUUUACGGGAGAAAUGCCAGGAGGAAGACUUCUAGACAUAAAGGAACCCGAGGCAGGUUUGUGCCUGGAUGAAAAUAUCUAUGAAAAUACGUCCGUCAUUCAGAGACGGCCCAGAACUGACUCUAGAACCACAACACCACCACGGUCAGCCGCUGUACGGAAUGACGCUAAACCCCCUCUUCCACCGCGUAAAACAAGUAUGUCGUCGUUAACGGCUAAGUCAGUCCCUCUGAAGCUACAGGAGAAAACUCCAGCCACGAAGAUGGAAACAAAAUGCAGGAAACUUAAAGGGGAGAAGCUAUCGGGAACGGCUGUCGUAAUUGUCGCCAAAACUACCCUCGUUCGGUACUUGUCUCAGCUACUGCUCAAGGAAACCAGUGACAGUAUUUUAGUUAUGGAUGUUCCUCGCGAACUCAAAGAUUACUUCCGGGUAGGCGACCAGUGGUUGAAGGUUAAUGAUACUAUGCUGAAAAACGUCCACUUUGCCCGAGACUGUGUUCGAAUGUCAGACAAACCAGAGAUCGAGAUCACGCUAAAGAGAAUCCCGUUUGGAACAAUCUGUGACUUCCAAUGGAAUUCAGAUAAUGUUGACGACAUAGGGUUGAAACUCCAAGGAAAUGAGAUUGAGCGUGUAUCUCAAGACGGUCUGGCUCAUCGCAGAGGAUCUCUACAGUCUAACGAUACGACUUGUCUGAACAGUGCGGGCUUGAGAUGCAACUACGUCAUCACUGAGGUCAACUUUGAGUGCGUCCACCCAGAUGCAACUACGGAACAGGUAUGGGAGAUGAUCAAGAAGGCAGAGGGCAUUGUCAUUCUCAUCCUCCACCCCGUGGACUUCCGUACCGUUCAGAGGGGCUACGACAUCGACGAAAAUGACGUGUACCAAAACGUAGGUCGAUCUAGCAACAUGCGCAAUGGAACCUUUUAGAGAAGUGCUAUACAAUAGCUUACAACCACGUAACAUGACAAAUAUUGAUCUAAGAUCAUUCACUUAAGACCCUCAAAGGAGCUACAGAGGGUCUAGAACAAGUGUGUACCAGAACAAUCCCCAAUUACACGAGAACAUUAUAUCGUGAUCCAGGCCAUUAGCGUUAUGCAAUUUUAGAGGAGCUACAAAUUGGCUGACAACAGCAUGGUAAUUAUGAAAAGCUCCGAACUUAACAGGUCACUCAAUGAACACGUUGAUUCUAACUUCAGAGAAACUUCAUCAUGGAUGCACAAUGCGAAUGCAUGAUUAAACAUUUGGAUCUUAGGUUAUUCUUAUCCAAAAUGCUUCAUUGAACUUUGAGGGAGCUACGAAUGAGUUGAAAGGGGCAUGUUGAAUGGAAAUUUACCAGGGCUACGACAUGGACGCGCAACGCAGAUGCAUAAUUGACCCAUCGAAGCCUUUUUCAUGCAACAUGCUAAAUAAAGCUUUACAUGAGCUACAGACAAGCUGAUGACUGCAUUAUACACGUAUAUCGCGUACAGAUGAUGACUGUUCAAUGAAUAAAACUCGAGAACCUUUUAGUUUUAUCUUGGGACUAAUUUACCGAACAGUCUUUAUCAGACCAUGGAUUUUACUAGCUAUGACUAGACGUGCAUGUCUUGAUCAAUUGAGACCCGAAUGAAAGAGACUCAUAUAUUUCAUAGAGAUAGACAACUGAUGGUUAUUACCACAUACUUGAUAUAUUUCCCGUUCUCCAAAAUGUCAAAAGGUCAUAAUAGUCGAUUUGUUACACUCAAAUAUUAGCCUCAAUGCACAGUAGCUAUUAGAAGUUUA